Molecule: messenger RNA, 6004 nt
Organism: Silurus meridionalis
Lineage: Eukaryota; Metazoa; Chordata; Actinopteri; Siluriformes; Siluridae
Gene: card11
Product: caspase recruitment domain family, member 11
Exons: 24
Coding region: 177-3587 (1136 amino acids)
Biological process (GO): regulation of apoptotic process
Molecular function (GO): protein binding
Source: RefSeq, a predicted model, not a curated record
CGCGCGCACGCACUUUUUGGUGAUCUAGUCUCUGUUCCUCUCAGUCAGGUGCAGGAACUUAAACCCGACCUGCUUCUCCUUGCUGAGAUUUUACACCGUGCUUCAACCUGUCGGAAUGUCUGUGUCCCACUAAACUCGCUCAAGUCGCGCUAUUUUGCAGAUCUGAAUAGGGAGAGAUGGAGAACGGAGGAUCUGAAAACAUCCUGGAAGAAGAGGAGGCACUGUGGGAGGAUGUCGAGAAGAACCGGUACAUCCUGUGCCGUUACAUUAACCCUAACAAGCUGACCUCAUAUCUGAGGCAGUGCAAGGUCAUUGAUGAACAGGACGAGGAUGAGGUGCUAACCUCUGUACUGUUGCAGACAAAGCCCAAUCGUGCAGGUCGACUGCUGGACAUUCUUCACUCUAAAGGUGAACGAGGCUAUCGGGUAUUCCUGGAAAGUCUGGAGUUAUACUACCCUGACCUGUACAAGAUGGUCACAGGCAAAGAACCCACUCGGAGGUGCUCUUCUAUCAUCGUAGAGGAGGGCCCGGAGGGCCUGACCCAGUUCCUAAUGAAUGAAGUCAUGAAGCUGCAACAACAGGCGAAGGCCAGAGAUGUGCAGCGUGUAGACAUCAUGGCCAAGUGCCGCACGCUGGAGGACGAACAGAAGAAGCUUCGGCUGGCCAAUCAGGAGCUGCGCACCUUCCAGGAACGCUACAACAAGAUAAAGGAGGAGCGGAACAACUGCAACGACGAGCUCAUUAAAGUGAAAGAUGACAAUUACCAGCUGGCCAUGCGCUACGCUCAGCUCAGCGAAGAGAAGAACAUGGCCGUCAUGAGGAGUCGAGACCUGCAGCUAGAGAUUGACCAACUGAAGCACAAACUGAACAAGUUGGAGGAGGAAUGCAAAAUGGAGAGGAAACAGUCUCUGAAACUAAAGAACGAUAUAGAAAACCGUCCACGCAAAGAGCAGAUCUAUGAGCUGGAGCGCGAAAACGAAGUCCUGAAGAUCAAACUUCAGGAGCUUCAGUCACUCAUACAGCCUGGGCCACUAACAGACUCAGACAAGGCUCUCAGGGACAUUCUGGAACAUGACCGCCAGGAAGCUCUGGAGGAUCGUCAGGAGCUGGUGAAUAGACUUUAUAACCUGCAUGAAGAAUUGCGCCAAGCUGAAGAACUCAGGGAUAAGUACCUUGAGGAGAAGGAGGACCUUGAGCUGAAGUGUUCUACUCUGGUCAAAGAUUGCGAGAUGUAUAAGAACCGUAUAAACACCAUCAUGUUCCAGCUGGAGGAAGUGGAACGUGAGCGGGACCAGGCUUUUCGAGCUCGAGACGAAGCCCAGAACCAGGUGUCUCAGUGUCUGAUUGACAAAGACAAGUACCGUAAGCAGAUCCGGGAGCUGGAGGAGAGGAGCGAUGAGCUCCACAUCGAGAUAAUGCGUAAAGAAGCUAGGAUUGUCACAUUAGAGUCAAGAAUAAGGCGCCUCUCCAAAGACCAAUGCCUGGAUCUUACCCAGAGUUUACCUCGAGAUAUACCAAUGACCAAGCUUCUGCUCAGUGAACCUGUAGACAACAAGAUGGAAGGGCCAUCUGAGGACUCUGGUGAGGAGACAUCAGAGGACUUCUUUUCCCCACCAAUCACUGAUGUCCAAACAAAGAUUAAACGGCGACCAAAUCUCAAAGGGUUCCCCUACCCUCCUCAGACAAGAGCAAAAUCGCCAAUCUCACCACCCAAAUUGUUGGACUUCCAAGCUAUGCAUCACACCAAUGGGGAGAUCUCGGAUGCCGUAAGCCCAGAUGCUCACCCCAUGAUGGUAAACCCACUUUUUGGCACACAAGCUCGUAGCAGAAACCACAGCAUCAUGUCCACAACAGCUGAGCCUCCAGAGAAGGCCUCCAUCCUCAGGAGGACUAAAGAAGGAGACCACGAAUUUCUGCCACGAUGCCUUGACACAGUUGACUCUGAUGGAGACGGUGUAGACAUAGAUGAUGGAGAUACAUACGGCCCACCCUCCAUCCACUCUUCGUCAUCCUCCCAUCAGUCAGAGGGUAUGGACUCUUACGAUCUGGAGCAGGUCAACAACAUCUUCAGAAAAUUUUCACUAGAGAGACCAUUUCGUCCAUCUCUAACAUCGUGUGCUCGUCCUACCACUUUGCCCCCAGUGCAGGAGCUUUCUCUCAUAGGAGACUCUCUCCUGGAAGACAUUACUCUGGUGGGAGGCAACGACAGUGGCAUAUUCGUUUCCUCUGUUAUUCCUGGUUCCAAUGCUGAAAUGGCUGGCUUAAGAAUGGGACAUCACCUCUUAUGGUUAAACGGCUGUAUCCGGGGAGAAAGCCAGAGCGUAUCUUUGGAUACAUGCACUCAGGAAGAGGCUCACUGGACACUCCAGAGGUGCACUGGCCCUGUCCAGCUUCAUUACAGAAGUAACUUUGAGGGUUAUCGGCGUCUGCAGAAGGACAUAGAGGAGGGCCGAGCAGUGUCAGGCGACUCUUUCUAUAUCCGAGCCAACCUGAACAUCUCGGGCCAGUCAGACAGCUGCUCACUGAGCGUACAUUGUGACGAGGUGCUCCACGUUUUGGAUACACGGUACCAUGGCAAGUGCGAGUGGCUGUGUGCACGUGUAGACCCGUAUACUGACAAGGACCUGGAUAAAGGCACCAUCCCCAGCUACAGCAGGGCCCAGCAGCUCCUCCUGGUGAAGAUCCAGAAGCUGAUGUGUCGUGGCAGCCGAGAAGAGACAGAUAGUCUGAGGGGACUCAGGAAUACGUUGCAGCCUGAGGAAUCUGCUCUGUCGGACCCUAAGAGCAGUCCACGCCUGUCCAGAGCCAGCAUCUUCAUCUGUCAGAUCCUGCAGUUUGUCAGCAGGGCAGAUAACAAGUACAAGAGGAUGGACAGCAACGAUCGCGUACGCAUCCUCAACGCCGGCAAUCUGUCAUAUCUUCCCAAACCAGGCUUUGAAACCAUGAAGCCUGAGGAUUCAUCAGACUCAGAGAAUGAUCUGAACAAGAGCGAUCUAAGCCUGAUCCCGUACAGUCCGGUGACGCCACAUCACUGCCCUCGCAAACGACCCGUGCUCUUCUCUCCCAACAUCCUGGCCAAAACCAUCAUCCAGAAGUUCCUCAACUCAGGAGGAGCAAUGGAGUUCAACAUCUGCAAGCCAGACAUCCUGACGAAAGAAGAGUUCCUCAUGAAGCAGAAGAUAGAGCCUAUCAUCUUUUCAAAGGAAAGGCAGGCGAGCACGUACGAGUGCAUCACCCCCGAGAACAUCGAAGCCGUUGCCUUUAAGAGUAAACACUGUCUCCUGGAAGCAGAUCUGAGCUGCGCUAAAGAAUUGCUCAGGAGAGAAAUCUACCCCAUCGUUAUCUUCAUCAAAAUCUGUGAGAGGAACAUCAAGAAAUUAAAGAGGCUGCCGUUGAAGGUGGACUCGGAGGAGGAUUUCCUCAAGAUGUGUCGCGCUAAGGAGAAAGAGCUGGAAGCCUUGCCAUGUCUCUAUGCCACCGUGGAGCCUGACUCAUGGAGCGGAGUGGAAGAUCUCCUCAGGCUCAUUAAGGACAAGAUCUUGGAGGAGCAGAGGAAAACCGUUUGGGUGGAGCAGGACCUGCUGUAGAACACCUGACCGUGAGAACAGAAUGAGAGCCACAGAUGCCGACAGAAAGACACACAGUGACAGCGUAGGUUACACUGAUCUCUGACACUCUGUCAGAGUUUGUGGUGCAGCUGGAAUGUAUUCGCAAAGCCACUGCAAUGCAAAGAGGAAGUGAUGCAGAGGUAUGUGGUUCCUGUGCAGUGAUAAAAGAAAACGCGCCUAGAAGGAUGGCCUUUUCUGAUAACAGUCAGCCAGAGAUGGAAGCAGCCUCUUUUCACCGUACAUCAUUCAUCCUCCAAAUGUGCUGCUGUGGUCAAUAAAACAUUAUUUUGCUCACGUUCUAUGUAUAAUACCCAAUAAGGCACGGUCCACUGCGUUUCCUUGGAUUCCCUCCACUACCCCUUUCCCUCGCAAAUGUUCGUUGCAGUUCUCAUUUAUCAUACUGAGUGACCACAAACAAGAUGAAUGUUGAUAAUCCAAAAAACGAAUUCGAUGCCCUUAUCAUUGCGUCGCUUAAAUGAUAGACCAGCGCUCUGAUUUAUUUCACUCCAUCUUCGUGUUGUCGGUUUAUUUAUUUUAUAGCCAACAUGCACUGUGUUUUUUUAUUAUUAUUUUUUAAACCGAAAGGCUGCGUCGUUCCCUCUUCUGUAGUGUGCACAGAAGAUGUGUAGGUGGAUGACUUCUCUUUGCUUGUUAUAGGAUCUAUGCAUACUGUAGGUGUAUGUGUAUGCUGUAUAGUGAAUUGGGCAUCGAAAAAAAAGCAUGCAGCAUUAAGUUGACCGAACAAUUGUCUCAGUGGUAUGAAUAUUAUGAUGUUUCUUUUAGAGGUCAAACUUUUAGCUCUAAAACACUUUAACAAGUUAUUUGUAGGAAAAAGGAAAAUGGAAGAAACCAAAAAGUUUUUGGACUGUUUGCCUCGGAAGGCCGAACGUUCUCACUACGGUGAAUAAAAGGGGUGUUGCACUGUUGGACCAAGCUUUCAUAUUAGUCAAACUUGUGCAUAAUUGUGUAAUUGCAUAAUAAUGAAGUGUCGCUACCAAUUAUGUUGAUGGCAAGACACUACAGGUACUUACAUCAAUUACGGAUACAUCUAAAACAUGUUUUCUCUUAAACUGUAGCCUUAGAAAUAUCAAAAAUGUAUCCAUAUUGUUCAAAAUGAGCAAAAUAAAGAGAAAGCUUAAGCUUGUUUCGUGUAAUAAGUCAGUUAAUGUGCCGUUAUAACAUACGUCUAAGAUUUUCUUUUAUAAACCGUUUAUAAAAGCUCUAAACCGUUACAAAAAAACCCUUUCUAAACAUCAUUUGGAGAUUUUGUACAGUCAGCCAACUCUUUUGUUAUAUUUUUCUUUUUUUUUUUUUACGUGAUGUUUAUAUCUUCCCCUCAUUUUUGAAGGAAUAAAGAAAGGAAAUUCCCCAAAAUGCACACUGCUGUUGGAAUGGUGUACAAAAUUAUGCCAUUUGAAGGCAUUUUAUUUUCUUGUUGAAACAGUAAGGAAAUGAUUUUCCAAGUCUCACGCUUAAGAGCAUCUUCACAGUGAAAUUUAAAUCCUAACAGCAUCAAAAAGCUCGAUUUAUGUUUUAUCAAACAUGCAAAUGUAUGCAUAUUUAAUUAUGCAAAAGCUCACUUGCAUAAAUUGAUGUACUUUUUUCAUUACACAAAUAUACUGGGAAGCAAUCAGCUGGCAAAUGCUGAAUGCGAUAUCUAUUGUUUUUUUUUUUUGUUGGUUUUGUUUUUGCCUGUAGUGUCUUGCCUUUACAUAAAUGUUUUUGUGUUUCAACUAUAUUUAUUACAAGUACAGUCAAAAUGUUCAGUUUAAUACAGUAGCAACUGUUUGUAUAAACCGAUUGUAUUAAUUUUUUUCGUUUGUUUUCCGGUCUCCUUGAGCAGCGUAUAACUGUACGUUUUGUUGUACAUUAAACGUGUUUUGAAAGCCCUAUUUCCUGUAAUGCCACUGGAGCUGUUGCUUUCUCAACAAGUCUAGUGCUUGUUUCAGCCUGUUUCCUCACUAAUUCCUCUGAAGCUUUGCCAAUUUCCACUUUUGCAAACUAUAAACAGAUUGAAACGAGGCAUUUAAAAAAAAAACAGACAAGAAAUCCUUAAACCUGUCACGAGUCAAGCAGUGGAAAUUUCAGUUGAUUGGUGUCUGCGAUUGACAGGUCUGUACCAUGUGUGGUGGCGGUGGUUCCUCUCAGAGCAGCGUCACUGAAGACGACAGCUCUUACGGUAAAACUUGAGUUUCCACUGCGACUGGAAAUAUCACUCUGUAAACACUCCUGGAUCUCCUGAUUUACAAAAACACACAGGCACGCACUUGAGACUUGUCAUCUUUUCUCCUGGUUUUACACUGAAAAUGAUUCAUGAGUGUGUUCGAGUGCUUUGACUCGCUGGUGCCUGGUAAUGUGUACCUGAGAGAGAAAGUAAACGAAUCAUCCUGUGUCGC